Messenger RNA from Pistacia vera, 2084 nucleotides. Its product is annotated as fumarate hydratase 1, mitochondrial. Gene Ontology annotation, molecular function: fumarate hydratase activity. The coding region runs from base 279 to 1772 and encodes 497 amino acids. The record is from RefSeq and is a predicted model, not a curated record. The transcript has 18 exons. Gene Ontology annotation, cellular component: tricarboxylic acid cycle heteromeric enzyme complex; mitochondrion. Gene Ontology annotation, biological process: fumarate metabolic process; malate metabolic process; tricarboxylic acid cycle. NCBI's taxonomy places the organism in Eukaryota, Viridiplantae, Streptophyta, Magnoliopsida, Sapindales, Anacardiaceae.
AGGCCGAUUUUGUUAAAUACCCAGAUAAAAAAGCCAAAAUCAUCCCACUAUUAUGGCGUCAUGUGCAGACCACUAGCCAUCAGCCAACCCUCAAAAUAUUAUUCAAUUCAAUAUUCCAAAUCGAUGACCUAACUUUUCUUUUCUGACCCUCGCGCGCACAUCCUAUCCUAUCCCCUGCAUCCAUAUUUUCUUAACCAACCUCCUCGGUUACUGGAUUUACACCAUCUCCUGCAAUUCAUUUCACCUCACUCACUUCUUCGUACUAAGUAGAGCAAGAUAUGGCACUUUAUAUUAUAUCGCGGCGAGUCUCUGGUGGCGGAUUAACGACUUCGCAAUUGGUAGGGGCGUUGCGUUAUGGCAGUUGUUGGAGAUCUUAUUCGACCGCGUUUAGGGAAGAAAGGGACACUUUUGGCCCUAUCUUAGUUCCCUCCGAUAAGCUUUGGGGGGCACAAACUCAAAGGUCAUUGCAGAAUUUUGAUAUUGGCGGCCCGCGUGAGCGAAUGCCCGAACCUAUUGUUCGUGCCUUUGGCAUCCUCAAGAAAUGUGCUGCCAAGGUAAAUAUGGAGUAUGGUCUUGAGCCGGCGAUAGGAAAAGCAAUCAUGCAAGCCGCACAAGAAGUAGCUGAGGGGAAGUUAACUGAUCAUUUUCCACUUGUCGUAUGGCAAACUGGUAGUGGCACUCAAAGUAACAUGAAUGCCAAUGAGGUUAUUGCUAAUAGAGCAGCUGAAAUCCUUGGGCAUAAGCGUGGUGAAAAGUUUGUGCACCCAAAUGACCAUGUUAACAGAUCUCAGUCUUCUAAUGACACAUUCCCAACUGUAAUGCAUAUUGCAGCGGCAAUGGAAAUAAAUUCAAGACUAAUUCCAAAUUUGAGUACCUUGCAUAAUUCACUGCAUUCAAAGUCCGUUGAAUUUAAGGAUAUUGUCAAAAUUGGGCGCACUCACACUCAAGAUGCAACACCUUUGACUCUUGGGCAAGAAUUUAGUGGCUAUACUACACAAGUGAAGUAUGGCAUUGACCGAGUCAUGUGCACUCUGCCUCGCAUGUAUCAGCUUGCACAGGGUGGCACUGCUGUAGGAACUGGAUUGAACACAAAGAAAGGGUUUGAUGUAAAGAUUGCUGCUGCAGUAGCUGAGGAAACAGACUUGCCUUUUGUCACAGCAGAAAACAAGUUUGAAGCUUUGGCUGCACACGAUGCUUUUGUUGAAACCAGUGGAGCCCUCAACACAAUUGCUACUUCUCUAAUGAAAAUCGCCAAUGACAUACGCUUAUUAGGAAGUGGUCCCCGUUGCGGCCUUGGUGAACUCAUUCUUCUUGAAAAUGAGCCAGGCAGCAGUAUCAUGCCUGGAAAAGUCAAUCCGACUCAAUGUGAAGCACUCACAAUGGUCUGCGCUCAGGUUAUGGGGAACCAUGUGGGCAUCACAGUGGGUGGAUCGAAUGGCCACUUUGAGCUAAAUGUAUUCAAGCCAAUGAUUGCUAGUGGUCUCCUACAUUCAGUGAGAUUGCUGGGCGACGCAUCUGCUUCCUUUGAGAAGAACUGUGUAAGAGGAAUUCAAGCUAAUAGGGAAAGGAUAGCAAAAUUACUUCAUGAGUCAUUGAUGCUCGUCACAUCCUUGAAUCCUAAAAUUGGUUAUGACAAUGCUGCUGCAGUUGCCAAGAAGGCCCACAAGGAGGGAACUACACUGAAGGAUGCUGCCUUGAAACUUGGAGUACUCACGUGUGAAGAAUUUGAUAAUCUUGUGGUGCCCGAGAAAAUGAUUGGCCCAUCUGACUGACUGACAAGCUCGUGAGAAUUUUGGUUCUGGCUUUAACAUCGGUUUUGAAGAUGUUCUAUUUUUGCACCAUUUGCCUCCCUUCUAAUCGAGUCAAUUGUUAGAAAUCCAACGAUGAUUUCAUUUUUAUUAAUUAAAAACAAUGUUCCUUUGGCUUUCCAAUAGCCUCGUGUCUAUUUUUGAUAUUUACUUCGUGACAAUGUAGGAAAUAGUUGGCAAAUAAGGGGAAAGCCACCCUCACUUUGUGUUGAGCCGUUGAGGUGUACUAAAGAAAGUUACAUACAAGAGAAUUAAUCCGACUAAUUUUGAUUAUAA